UGUCAUAUGAAUUUAAAGUUUGAAGGUUAUACUGAGAAUCGCGUUUACUUUUCAAGGUAGCUGCUGGUGGGAAUUGUUUCACAACGCUACCCAUGAAGGUCACACACACUUACCAGAAGUACAAACCCGAAGCUACUUAUGGGAUUAUCGCUAGCGAUUCCUGCAAAGUCAGUUAUGUGCCAGGCAAAAAUCGUAAAGAUGGAGAAUACUGUUUAUGUGGGGCAGGUGAAUUAGCAGUUGUGUGGAAGCCUAGAACUUCAGAAAAAGUUCAUAUCUUCUCCAGGGAAUCAGGAUUCUUUCCUGUAACAUGUCUCAAGGCUUCUGGAACAUCAGAGGUGGAUUAUAGAGUGGCUGUUGGCUAUGCGGACGGAGCUGUCAAUAUUUUUAAUAUGAAAUCUGGUGAUAUUGAAGUUCACUUCCGUGCUGGUCGCACCAGGGUAACAUCUAUGGACUUACAAAGUGACUUACUUGUCUGUGCUGCGGACUCAGAAAUUAAUCUCUUUGACGUUGUUUCUGGCACUGGUACAAGAAUGAAAGGACACCAUGGGAUUAUCACUCGUCUUAAAAUAUUAGUUGAUAGAAAAAUGCUUAUAUCUAGUGCACAAGAUAGUUUUAUCAAAUUUUGGGACUUGAAGACUCAACAUUGUUUCGCUACAUUGACGGGACACCCAGGACCCGUGUGGGAUUUCGCACUUGCUCGUCGUGAUGAGUUACUCGUUAGUGGAACUAAUGACCAUAAUUUGAGGGUGUGGCAUAUAAAUUAUGUGGAACCUGUAACUGCAAAUGAUUUAUGUGAAACACAGACUGACAAGACUAUUCCAGAUCGUAGCGAAACGAUAACUCCACUAAGCGAAACCCAGUUUCAAAUUAAUGCACAAUUUUUGGGUUGUGUCCAGCGUUCUGGUGUACGCCGUGUUCAUUGUUUGGCUUUUGACCCUACUGGAACUUACCUCUUGUGUCAGUCUUUCGAUCGAUGUCUUGAAAUUUUUCGACUUCUAGAUGAAGACGCAAAGGUGAAAAGAUUACGCAAAAAGACUAAAAAGGCCAAAGACAAAGGAUUACCAUCGUCUAAUAUUACUCUGGGUGCUGAGGAUGAACUGCUUCCUAUCCUACGAAUUGCCCUUUCCGCUAAACCCAGUAGCUGUGAUAUUUUGGCACCUCAACUGGUCACUGAUCACGACACACAGAAGCAUCUUCUUCGUUUCAUCUGCUCCCUAAAAAAUAAUAUGUUAGAGGAAAUGCAACUAUCAAUUCCUUUGUCUCCCUUCAAACUACAAACUUUACAACCGACAAGUGCAUUAACUAAGAAAUGUCCAAAUGUUCGCCUGUUGAAUACUGUUUCAAUCUUUGGACAUAGAAGUUCAGUAAUUGCUUGCAGUCUUACCAGUGAUAAUUUUGGCAUCUUUACACUAUCGAAAACCGAAGCAAAGCUGUGGAGUAGACGGUCAACUGCAUGUCUAGCAACAUUAGAAUGGAAAAAUCAGUCGCGUUCUAACGAUGAUACAUCUGAUGAAGUAUCUGCGAACAAAUCGCUACCAUCUAAAGCAUCAUCGAUGGUACUUGCUCCAGGAGAUCGUCAUGUUGUCAUUGGUUUUGAGACCGGCCACUUACUUUUAUUCGAUCUUACCUCCAAGUCAGUCGUCCAGAGUAUUGAUGAUGCUCAUAAUGGUGCUGUACGAACUUUAGCUAUAACAGGAGAUAAGAAAGGAAUUAUAUCUGGUGGUUCUGAUAAACAAGUACGGUUCUAUGAUUUUCACUUAAAAACUGCUGAUAACGGCAAGCCAUGUCUCUGUCUUGUUGAGAGUAAUCCAGUGAAAACUGUUUCCGAUCAGAUCAGUUGUUUGUCCGUCUCACCGAAUAAUCGACUAGUGGUUGUUGCAUUAAUGAAUUUUCAUGUGGAUGUGUUUUUUACUGAUUCAUUCAAGCGUAUACACUCACUAUAUGGUCAUUCUGCUCCAGUAGUUAGCUUGGAUAUUUCUUCUGAUAGUCGUUUAAUCAUUACAGGAAGUAGUGAUAAGACUGUUCGUUUGUGGGAAUUGCAGUUUGGUAAUUGUCAACGACGAUUUACCUCACAUUUGGAACCCGUAACUUGUGUUCGGUUUAUUCCGCACACUUCUUUGGCUGUUUCCUGUGAUCAAGGUGGACAAAUUAAACAAUGGGAUAUAAAGAAGUUCCGCGAAAUCACCACCCUCAAAGGUCAUACUGGCUCUGUAACCUGUUUGGCUACGGGAGUUAGAAAUACCGCACUUUUGACACGUAAAGAUACACCGAAACUGCAGCUAUCCCGCAAGUCACGUUCUAAAGGCCGUCAAGAAGAAGAAGAAGAGAUGGACGAUGAAAUGGAUGAAUUAUGGGGUGGUAUCAUUGUAUCUGUUGGUCAAGACUUCAGCAUACGGAUAUGGGAGGAGGCCGAUGAAUUAUUGAUUUUAGAAGAAGAGGAACAAAUUGCACGAGAGCAAGAAGAAGAAGAAGAGGAGUUGGUCCGAUCUGAAGCAGUUAUUCCAGGAGCAAUGCCUGCAGAAGCUAGUGAGAUAGGUCCAUUAGGUCGACCAACUGGCGACACAAGAGAUGCGGCUGAUAUGUUCAUGGAAGCCAUAGAUAUUUAUGAAGAAGAAAUGGCAAAACGGAAAAGUGGAGCAAAAAGCGUUGCACCACAUCCAUUAAUGGUUGCAAAAGGUACUGACUGUCCGGAAAAAUUCCUUCUGAAAAGCCUGAUGGCUUUAAGAGCACCAUAUUCUCGCUUGGGAGGUGGUGGUGCAGGUCUAGAACACACUCUGGGUGCUAUUACGAGUGAUCAUGCUCGUCGACUUCUUCCUAAAUUAGCUGAUUGGCUAUCUCGUGGUUGGGAGGUUGAACUUGUCGGACGUGCAAUUCGUCACUUGGUGACACUACACUUUGGUCUUGUAAUGUCAUGUACAGAGUUACGCGAUGUAAUCCGUCAGUCCUCCAAAGCUCGAAUGGAUCAAUUAGUUCGUGCUAAAAAUCUUGUUGGCAUGAAUUUAGCAGGUUUAGAAUGCUUGACAAGGAAAUUACAAGAGGCUCAACAGAUUGAUUUAUUCGAUGAACUGAUAACAGCUCGGGACAAAAGAAUUAGAAAGCACAAAGCUAAACAGGCUCGUCUAGCGCCAUUACUUCCAGACUAAUUUGUAUCUGAAUACAUGCACAUGUAAAUAAAAAAAUGUUUUGUAAAAGAAGUCACACUUUUUCCGACAUCUAUUUUUUGCCAUUAUAGUGUUUAGUAGAGAGAAAAGGUUGAGUGAGUAGUAUUAUCACACAUUCUCCAUCGGUGACAAUUUUGCUUUCAAAUUGUUACAUUGGUACUAAAGUUUACACAAUGCAAAGUUGUGAAUAAUUUGUUUGUGUUAUCCGUAAAAGAAUGUAAAUGUCAAGAAAAUCUUUUCUUCAAUGAAAAUAGUCAAAAAUUUUAGUCUUCACUUUCUCAACAUCAGGAUUUCAUAAUUUUGAUAUUAUUAUCUUGUCAAAUAAGAAUUGCAUUUUCAAACUGUUAGUAUA
Trichobilharzia szidati is the source of this 3513-nucleotide messenger RNA. The record is from the annotation of a GenBank genome assembly. Lineage: Eukaryota; Metazoa; Platyhelminthes; Trematoda; Strigeidida; Schistosomatidae.